AUGGAUAAAAAAACGAUGGAGAUUAAUAAUGUGGGAAAUAAUAACAAGAGUUUAAUUCACUUGGCAAUAUCAUUUAGAAAGUUGUGCAUUGCUACAGCAUGUUUACCAUUGGUUACAUUAUUGAUUUGUUUUGUUACUGCUUAUAUAUUUCAACAAGAUGAUAUUCAUGAGACACAUUGUCGGGUGUACAAUGUUCUACCGUCAAUAUCAGCAAUAACUGGUGUAUCACCACAAAGAUAUUUAUGGCGUGUAACAAUAGCAUUACACAUUGGACCACGGCUGGUGAUAGCAACUGUCUACCACUCGUAUUACCGUAAGAUUUUAACAGACCUUGAAGAUUUGCCAAAAAAAUUAAUCGGAUGCAGACUAUUAAAUCUCUGCUUUUGGUUGAACAUCAUUGAAAUAGCUGCAUUGUGCGGCAGUUUAAUUCACUUGGCAAUAUCAUUUAGAAAGUUGUGCAUUGCUACAGCAUGUUUACCAUUGGUUACAUUAUUGAUUUGUUUUGUUACUGCUUAUAUAUUUCAACAAGAUGAUAUUCAUGAGACACAUUGUCGGGUGUACAAUGUUCUACCGUCAAUAUCAGCAAUAACUGGUGUAUCACCACAAAGAUAUUUAUGGCGUGUAACAAUAGCAUUACACAUUGGACCACGGCUGGUGAUAGCAACUGUCUACCACUCGUAUUACCGUAAGAUUUUAACAGACCUUGAAGAUUUGCCAAAAAAAUUAAUCGGAUGCAGACUAUUAAAUCUCUGCUUUUGGUUGAACAUCAUUGAAAUAGCUGCAUUGUGCGGCAUGCUCAUGAAAAAAUCUUUAUAAUGUUCAUGGUCAGUUCACUGACGUACAUGUUGGCAGCAGUCAAACUGGGUCGUUUACUAACACCUAACGCACAAAGUCUUCAUUAUAAACAAAUUUUAUUUACUACCAGUAUUGUCAGUACAAUUGGCCUUAUAAUAUUUUUUUUGAAACACCGUUUACUUUGCCAUGAUUUAGCAUUUAGUUGGUUUUCACUGUGUGAAUAUAUUAUUGCAUCGGCGAAUAUGGGUUUCCAUGUGACUGUAAUAAUGGAUUUUCCAAAAGAACAAUUAAUAGUAGGAUAUGGAUUACCCGCCACUAAGGUUGAUUAA
Cotesia congregata is the source of this 1124-nucleotide messenger RNA. The record is from the annotation of a GenBank genome assembly. NCBI's taxonomy places the organism in Eukaryota, Metazoa, Arthropoda, Insecta, Hymenoptera, Braconidae.